Messenger RNA from Arabidopsis lyrata subsp. lyrata, 729 nucleotides. RefSeq names its product probable calcium-binding protein CML21. The record is from RefSeq and is a predicted model, not a curated record. Gene Ontology annotation, molecular function: calcium ion binding. NCBI's taxonomy places the organism in Eukaryota, Viridiplantae, Streptophyta, Magnoliopsida, Brassicales, Brassicaceae. The coding region runs from base 301 to 729 and encodes 142 amino acids. The transcript has 4 exons.
GCGCAAUUACGUGGAAGCUUCAGCAUUCUUCACGCCAUUACAAAAGCUUUCUUCUUCUCAAACAUCAAAUAGUUUUUUUUUUCUCUGGUUAAAAAUUAUAACAAUAAACAGAUCUGUGUGAUUGUAUUUUGACUUUUGAUCUCGAGACAAACAAGAAACUAAAACAGUCUUGGAAUCAGACAACGUUCGUAUAUUUUGGACAACCAAGACGUUAAGCUGCCUUGUCUUACAAGAAACUAGAUUUUUGUCUCGGGGUGAAUCUACGAUCUGAUCUCCGAGCACAGACAAAUUAACAGAGACAUGGGAGGUGCAGUGACGAAAUCUGAAACUCUGCAAAAAGAAUGGGUUCCAGAGACAAAGUUGGAGGCUAAGAUCAUAGAAGCCGUGCAACGCAGGGCAUCGAGAGGCACCACAAUGAAAUCUUUCAACAGCAUUGUUCUCAAGUUCCCAAAGAUCGAUGAUGGUCUUCGAAACUGCAAAGCCAUUUUCCAAGAAUUUGAUGAGGAUUCAAACGGGUCUAUCGAUCACACAGAGCUAAAGAAUUGUAUCAAGAAGCUAGAGAUCUCGUUCGAUGAAGAAGAGAUAAAUGAUUUGUUCAAGGCUUGUGAUAUUAACGAGGAUAUGGGAAUUACAUUUACAGAGUUCAUUGUUCUUCUGUGCCUCGUCUAUCUUCUUAAAGACGAUUCAUCCACUCUCCAAAAGAAAUGGACAAUGGGAUGCCGAAGCUGA